CUACUCCCGCUAACAAGGGAAUUGAAUUGCCUGUAUCGCGGAAUGAGUUAUUCGGUACUCCGUGACGUCACGGCGCCUAUUGAUCUGUCAGUGUUGUGAAUUUACUUUCCGCUUCCUUGUCCAAGAGAUCGACAUGUUUGUGGCCCGGAGUAUUGCAGCCGACCACAAGGAUCUUAUCCACGAUGUUUCCUUUGAUUUCCACGGCAGGAGAAUGGCGACUUGCUCCAGUGAUCAGAGCGUUAAAGUCUGGGACAAAAGUGAAAAUGGUGAUUGGCACUGUACUGCAAGCUGGAAGACACACAGUGGUUCUGUGUGGAGGGUCACUUGGGCUCACCCAGAAUUUGGCCAGGUACUAGCUUCCUGUUCAUUUGAUAGAACUGCUGCAGUAUGGGAAGAAAUUGUUGGUGAAUCAAAUGACAAACGUCAAGGACAGAGCCACUGGGUUAAAAGAACAACACUUGUAGAUAGCAGGACAUCUGUAACAGAUGUAAAAUUUGCUCCAAAACACAUGGGCCUGAUGUUGGCCACAUGUUCUGCAGAUGGUGUUGUUAGAGUGUACGAGGCUCCUGAUGUCAUGAAUUUAAGUCAAUGGUCUCUGCAGCAUGAAAUUUCUUGCAAGUUGAGCUGCAGUUGCAUCUCAUGGAAUCCUUCCAGUUCUCGUGCACAUUCACCUACAAUUGCUGUUGGCAGUGAUGAAAGCAGUCCUAAUAUAAUGGGAAAAGUUCAGAUCUAUGAAUAUAAUGAGAACACAAGAAAAUAUGUAAAAGCUGAAACCUUCAUGACAGUCAUAGACCCUGUUCACGACCUGGCGUUUGCUCCAAAUCUGGGAAGAUCCUUUCACAUUCUAGCUGUGGCAAGUAAAGAUGUUAGGAUUUUUACCAUGAAGCCGUUAAGGAAAGAGAUGACUUCAUCUGGAGGUGUGACAAAAUUUGAAAUCCAUACAGUAGCUCAAUUUGAUAACCACAACUCACAAGUAUGGAGAGUAAGCUGGAACAUAACUGGCACCGUGCUGGCAUCAUCAGGUGACGAUGGGAGCGUGCGACUGUGGAAAGCAAACUACAUGGAUAAUUGGAAGUGUACUGGUGUUCUAAAAGGAGACGGGAACCCUGUUAACACUACUCAGCAAGGAUUCUUUGUUUCUUCCUUUGGAUCAGCCAAUCUAAGUCUACAAAACUCUAUAAAUGGAUCUUCUGGCAGAAAGCACAGCUGAUACCAAGCUAACCGGAGUAACUUUGCUGUUAUGCUGCUUGUUGCAUGUACUCACAGGAAUGGAUGCCGAACUCUUAUCCGCAAAUGCUGUUUCCUGUUCUGUAUAUUUCAAUUAUUCUUGUUUUGAGGGGAAAACAAGAAUUCUAUUUACAAGCAUUUCUGAGGUGCUCUCAACAGCCAUAGAUUACGUGUACUUUGCAAAUGAUGUGUAAACUUUAUUGCAUCACUUCCAAGCCUCUUGUGAUCACAUCUUGCUUAUUUGUAUAAUAAACUUACCGGAUUUGUAUCUCAGAAUCUCCACCUCCAUCAAAAGAAAUUUCAGAUUUGGGGAGGGUUGCUUAGACUCUGAGAGGAAACACAUUUUUUAAAAAACUUUACAUUUGUAUCUUAACAAAUAUGUGAUCACAUUAGACGAUUAUAAAUGAUGCACUAAAGAUUGUGUAAUGUUUGUGUCCCAUCAAGUCUGUAGCAUUGGUAAAGCUCUGUUCUGCUUGUGGUCUUCUGAACUGGUUCCCUUUUGUAUAUACUCAUUUGUAUUACAAAUUGUUGAAAUGUGUUUGGUAUCUUGUUACGUAAAAAUUGCAGAUAUGAAAAGAGCAUGGAAAAGAAAUUGUCUAACAGAACUCCUCGUUUAGUAAAAUACCAUAAUUUAUUGUUAAUGGGUUGUUAUAAUUAUAUGAUUUCUUACAUGCUAUUAGUUUUAAAGGGUUUUUGUAACUGUGUAUUAACAUAACAUUUUGUACAAGUACACUCAUUUUCUAGUGGAAGUAUUAUCACUUGUACAUUUUAAGUUCCUUUCUUGGUUAAAACAUGUUGGAGAAAAAAAAAUGUCCCUGCCUUUUGGGCUAAAUCAUUUUAUUCUUGAGAAUAUUUGUUUUUUUUCUAGUUAAACCCAAACAGGUAUGAAUAGUUGGCUUAAAUUUCAGGAAGACCGUUUGAAACAACCAAAUGAGAUAGGUAAAAGUUUAUUGGAAGGAUUAUGAAUUGCUGUGGAAUGUGAAUAGAAGACUGUUCACAAGAUAACAUACAUACCCCUGUUAAAAAGUAAUAGACUUUCUUUCCAAUUCUGUUUCAUGUAAGGAUGUAGGUACAGUUACUGAUUAUUUCUUUUUACUUUGCUAAGCUGUAAUUUGAUAAACGUCUAAUUAUACAACUUUUUUUAGUUAGGUAAUUUGACGAUAUAACCUUUUAAAUGCAAAGAAAUAUAACGUGGAAUACUGAACUAUGUAUAAAAAGUACUUGAGUCAUCAACGAAUAUUAACUGGCCAACCAACACCACAACUGCUUUAUUGUCAGGGAUAUGUAUUACUAUCUAUAAAGUAAAUAUGUAAACUAUAUUUACAAAUUUGAAGUCUGGGUGUGCUGGGUAUAAAUAUAUUUUUACCUAUAAUUCUGACUGUACCCUGGAUUCAUUUAAAAAUACUCAACAUAGUAAUUCAAAAGGUAUUUUUCUUCAAUGUAAACUUAUAAAAUUGGUUCAGUAACCCGACUAAGCUUAGUGAAUGAGCUACAUAUGGUCUUGAAACUUUGGAUUGGGACUUUUAAUUACUUUUUUUUUCUGCUGCUACUUUUUUCCUCUGUGUUCUUAAACAUUUCUGUUUUCUUUCUUUCGUUCUUUUAUUUAAUUUGUUUCUUGUUUUGCUGUUUUUCUUCCUCUCUCUGACUUUUUCAGGUGUUUAUUCCCCCCGCUGGAAGCCCCAAAGCCUGGAUCAAGAUGGUCCAAUUAUGCCCAGUUUAUUCCUCCACCUGCUCUGAUAAAGCACCCCUAUGAUGCUGACCCUGUAAGCCCUUCAUAUCCUCACCCCCGC
Messenger RNA from Bombina bombina (fire-bellied toad), 3017 nucleotides. RefSeq names its product SEH1 like nucleoporin (gene SEH1L). The transcript is spliced from 9 exons. The coding region runs from base 134 to 1210 and encodes 358 amino acids. Gene Ontology annotation, cellular component: nuclear pore outer ring; Seh1-associated complex. Lineage: Eukaryota; Metazoa; Chordata; Amphibia; Anura; Bombinatoridae. Gene Ontology annotation, molecular function: structural molecule activity; protein binding. Gene Ontology annotation, biological process: cellular response to amino acid starvation; positive regulation of TORC1 signaling. The record is from RefSeq and is a predicted model, not a curated record.